GCGGUACAAGCAUUAGGUCACAUGGGGUUAUGUCUCCCCCCUCCUGUUGUUUGUCAUUCAGUGUGUCGGGUCUGACCUGAACAGAGGCAGCAGUGAAAGGUGCACUAUGGGUCGCCUCGAUGGGAAAGUGAUUGUGUUGUCAGCCGCCGCGCAGGGGAUUGGACGUGCUACAGCAAUAGCAUUUGCAAAGGAGGGAGCUCAGGUCACAGCCACAGACAUCAAUGGAGAGAAGCUGAAAGAGCUGGAUGGCAUUCCAGGGAUCAAGACUAUGGUGGUGGAUGUUACUAAGAAGGACCAAGUUGAAGCCCUAGCCAAGAAACAUGACCGUGUGGAUGUGCUGUUCAAUAUUGCUGGGUUUGUGCACCACGGCUCCAUCUUGGAUUGUGAAGAGGCUGAUUGGGACUUUACAAUGAACGUGAACGUCCGGAGCAUGUACCUCAUGAGCAAGGCUUUCCUGCCUAAGAUGUUGGCAAAUAAGUCAGGAAACAUUAUCAACAUGGCAUCUGUUGCAUCAAGCAUAAAAGGUGUUGUGAACCGGUGUGUCUAUAGUACCUCCAAGGCUGCCGUGAUUGGGCUCACCAAAUCUAUAGCGGCGGAUUUCAUUGAUCAAGGCAUUCGUUGUAAUUGUGUCUGUCCUGGUACUGUUGAUACUCCAUCAUUGAGGGGUAGGAUCCAGGCCCAACCUGACCCAGAACAGGCUUAUAAGGAUUUCAUGGCACGACAGAAAACUGGCAGAAUGUGCACAGCUGAAGAGGUGGCGUACCUGUGCGUAUACCUGGCCUCUGAUGAGUCUGCCUAUGUGACCGGGACGGAGCAAAUCAUAGAUGGAGGAUGGUCACUCUGAGGAAACUCAAGCUUAUUCGGAGUCCAAAUAAAGUGCACCAACAAUGACUUAAUCAUUUUUAUUUUGCAUAUUAUGUUUACUGAUUCUGUGGGAGACAUUCCCCCAUGUUCACACUUUAAAUCAAUGCUGCAAAUCUAUGCAAUGCCAAAAUAUGAAUAUGUUGUCUGAAAUUGUAAGAAAUUGACCUAACUUUAUUAUAAAUAAAUCAUUCAAUAU
Messenger RNA from Anoplopoma fimbria (sablefish), 1060 nucleotides. RefSeq names its product 3-hydroxybutyrate dehydrogenase, type 2 (gene bdh2). Gene Ontology annotation, cellular component: cytoplasm. The record is from RefSeq and is a predicted model, not a curated record. NCBI's taxonomy places the organism in Eukaryota, Metazoa, Chordata, Actinopteri, Perciformes, Anoplopomatidae. Bases 107 to 844 code for a protein of 245 amino acids. Gene Ontology annotation, molecular function: 3-hydroxybutyrate dehydrogenase activity. The transcript has 10 exons. Gene Ontology annotation, biological process: siderophore biosynthetic process.